AUGGAAGCCAGAUUUGAUGGGAACUCUGAACUGGUUGCAGAGUUGGUUACCAUUAAUGGAUUUAAAGCUGCUUAUGCAAUCAAGGAUGGUGCAGAAGGACCGAGAGGAUGGAAGAGUAGUGGUCUUCCUUGGAUAGCACCAAAGAAGACAUUGAGUUUGGAUAAUCUUGCUGAUGCUAUAUCUGAAGCAAUUGGAGAUACAUCUGAUGGCGUGGCUGUUACACUUGGGAUUGCUGCUGCUGCUGCUGGACUGAGUCUAUUAGCUUUUACUGAGAUAGAAUCAAUUCUCCAAGUUGUAGGAUCUGCUGCACUCAUUCAGUUUGCAAGCAAGAAGCUUUUAUUUGCCGAGGACCGAAAGCAAACUGUGCAACAACUUGAUGAGUUCUUGAACACCAAAAUUGCCCCUAAAGAACUUGUUGAUGAAAUAAAGGACAUUGGAAAGGCUCUUCUACCUAUCUCUACCACUAAGGCUCUUCCUGCUCCAGAAGAUAAAAGUUCAGAGCUUGCUACAGCUAAUAGCAGUGUACAGACAGCAGUAGCUACUCCAGAGACCAAAGCCGAUGCAGUUACUCCUGCAGUAAACUCAGUACCCAAAACUGAAAUCAAGGCAGACUCAAUUCCUAAGCCACCAAGGCCACUUUCACCAUACCCAUAUUAUCCAGAUUUCAAGCCUCCAACAUCUCCUACCCCUUCACAGCCCUAG
Messenger RNA from Sphenostylis stenocarpa, 702 nucleotides. NCBI's taxonomy places the organism in Eukaryota, Viridiplantae, Streptophyta, Magnoliopsida, Fabales, Fabaceae. The record is from the annotation of a GenBank genome assembly.